GUCCCUAGAUUUUGUUUGUGUUUAUACCACUUGACUCAUUUAAUGAUAUCUUCUUGAUUCUAUAAUUUUCAUAUACAUCCAACAGUUAAGAGUAAGAGAGCCUUGGUUUUUAACUAAGCUAAGCCUAAGGUUUAUUGUGUGCAGAUAGGUCUUUAGAAUUCAUUAAUGCAAAGAGUAAUCGGUGUGGAUACACCAAAAAACCCAUAUAAUUUGUUAUAUACCCUUGUUUCUUUUUAAUAUUUUUUAUGACUAUAAUACUCUUAUCUGUAGAUCUCUCUCUUCUCCCUUUUUUUGUUCUAAUCUCUUUAUCUUUCGUACAGGUUCUACAAAUCAUCUUCUAAUUCAACACAAAUCUUUACUUUUUUAUUCUGAUUCUUUUGACACCCAUAAUGCUAAUCUUAUUAUCUCACCUCAAUUCCAAUGUUUCCAAUUUCGAAUCACAAUUUAGAUAAUAUAUACGUUAGUAAAUAUUUUAUUACUUAACUUCUAUUAUUUAGAUUUUAGUGGAUUCUUAAUCGAUACAUGGAGUGUUAGCUGUUACAAAUAGAUUUGGGGCUAUUUGAUAGAUAACUAAUUAAUUGUUAAUAGUUUCAUUAACUGAUAUAUGAUUUGUUAGUCGAUACAUUUGUUUGAUACAUAGAUUGUUAGCUGAUACUGAAAUUAUUAGCUGAUAUGUUAGUUGGUAUGUAGAUUGUUACCUGCUAUGUAAAUAUUUAGCUGAUAGAUCUAGAGUUACAUGUUUUCGAUAAAGCACGAGAGUAUUUUCGUCCGCACAGUGUCAAAAAGUUACUCCUUUUUGGGUUAUCUAUAAUCAUGGGCAUUCAGCUAAUUUAGAUCUUAAUUGGGUAUAUUCAACACAUUGUCCCUAAUGCAAAAUCUCUGACACGUUUUCCUCACAAUCGCAGUCUGUUAAAGACAAAAUGAAUCUCUUCUUCAGUAUCCACGCCCCAGGAACCUAUAUAAGAACACCCUCUCCCCAACACUAAAAAUCAUCAUAACAACAACAAAACCAAGUAUUAACUCUUUAAUGAAUAAAUCACGUGUUUUGGUAAGGAGAAACAAUCAAGUGAGUGGAGUGAAACCUCCACCACGAAUAUGUCCAAGGUGUAACUCUGACAACACCAGGUUCUGUUACUACAACAACUAUAGUGUGUCUCAGCCGCGCUACACCUGCAAGAAUUGUCGUCGAUUAUGGACUCAUGGUGGGACAUUAAGGAACAUAUCGGCUGGUGGAAGCAGAAUAGAUCAACCAUCUGUUGCUCAGGUGGUUCCUGUUGAGACCCAACAGGUUAAUCAUCACCAGACUUUCUUACAUGGUCAAGAAACUAACGAUUUUCUUGGAUCUAUUGGUGAUUCUUCUUCUUCUGCUGGUGUUGUUGGGAGCCAUUUCGGUUCUUUGCCUGAGACGCAUGGUGAUGUGGUGUUUCCAGUUCGUAGUCAUCCACCAAUGAAUCGCCCUGUGUUCAAUGAUGGGUCGUUUCCCCAAGGAUAUUACCAUGUUGGACAUGUUAAUAAUUAUAACAGUUACCGCGUAAAUCAAGAGGAUCCAAACAAGCCAAGACAGCGCUUCAACAACACCAUGAGCAUGAAUCAUAAUACCAGCACCAGUGGAAGCAGAGGAUAAUAAGGCACUGAUCACAUGAUCAAGAACAAGAAUAACAAACUCAGAAACAAGUUGGUGUUUAAAUCCUCUUAUCAUGUGGUCCUUGAAUCAUAACCGUUUUAUCCGUUUUAUCUUUUAUUUAUUAAGCCAAUAAUGUUUCAGUUUUUUUUUUGAAUAAAGUGUUUCAGUUUUUUUGUUUAUGUUUUCUGUUGGGUCUUUUUUAAGUUGAUUUCUAAAAGUUUGCAUCUUUGUUCCCCUAUAGUUUCAGACAUAAGAUUCUUACUGGAGUUAGUAAAGAAAAAAUAUAUUAAAAUAAUGAAAAAAAAACAGUAAAGUAGCGAUACGAGUCUUAAAUAAGCGCUGCAAAGACCGGUUCUAAAACUAAGCUGUCAUAUGUCAAUUUCUAAUUGGUUUACUUUUUUCACAAAAAUAAAUUUUGACUUCAACAUUAUACAUGAUUAAACUAUUAUUACUUUUUGAAUUAGAACCUGCUUUUAAAAGGUUUGCUGUUGAGGUUGCUCUAAGUUGCUUGUCAGGUCUUUUUGUAAUAUAAACAAAUUAUUAAUUAUCACCAGUUCGUUGUGUCUUGUGUCUUUCAUCAUCAUAACUGAUAAAUAAGAUAUUUAUGUUUUGUUAAAAAAAAAUAAUAAUAAUAAGAUAUUUAUGUGCUCCCAGAGUUCAUGUUUUGCUAUGUUUUAGUCUAUUCUCUGUUUUUAAAAGCGUAAUCGCAUAAUGUGAGAUGCAUUAGUGUACAAUUAUCGUAAAUCUAAGAUUAUGUCUAAAAUAUUUAGCUUGUACUUCUACUACCAAUCUGAAUUUCUACAGAAAACUGUUGAAGAUUUGUUGUUCCAGGGUCACAAAAUUAUAAUUAAGCACUCUGGUUCGGCAAGAGUUCUCUUUUACCAUUAAAAAAAAAAGAUGUCUGAGCCCGGGUUUGAACCGGGGACCUCUAGUGUGUGAGACUAGCGUGAUAACCGACUACACCACCCAGACUUUGAUGGACAAAAAAUUUUGACGAUUGAAGUCUUAGUUUGGAAACCAUUUUCUUAAAUAUGCUAACAAAAUAUCCGUUAUAUGUGGCGCCAACACUUUUCAAAUUCUUAUGGGUACUGUAGUACUUUGUUUUCUCUUGUUCGUUUACAAUGUCCAAAUAUAGAGUUUUGAGUUCUGUUCUUCCCUAUUAUCAUACGAAAUUUUUCGUGUCAAUGGAUGAAUAUUUGAUAAUUAUAAAGUGAUUAUUGAGGUGUGUUUUAUUUUGAAAAAAUCAGAUUUCUAA
Messenger RNA from Brassica napus (rape), 2879 nucleotides. Its product is annotated as dof zinc finger protein DOF4.3. NCBI's taxonomy places the organism in Eukaryota, Viridiplantae, Streptophyta, Magnoliopsida, Brassicales, Brassicaceae. Gene Ontology annotation, biological process: regulation of DNA-templated transcription. The record is from RefSeq and is a predicted model, not a curated record. Gene Ontology annotation, molecular function: DNA-binding transcription factor activity; DNA binding. The transcript has a single exon. Bases 1028 to 1624 code for a protein of 198 amino acids.